AUGGAUAAAGAGUUUGUGUAAUUUAAAUUUAGUAUUAUAAUAGAUAUAAUAUUGAAAAUGGCAACUAUUAUGUGUUAGAUUUUGUGAAUCAGAGAGUUUAGCAAACAAAUUCAAGAGGAAAAUUCCCAGAAAAUUUUACUCCUCUUAUUAGUGGAUUUUGUAAUUCUAAACAAAGAAAAUUGAGAUUGUAAUAUCACAAUUCUGUUUCAUAUACACCUCACCAAAAUAAGUAUUUUGGUUAUUGUUAAUGCCCUAAUUAAAAAGUUAAGCCUACAUCAUAAGAAAAGGUUUGCAUAAUUAAUAAGACCUCAGACCGAACAAAUGUUAUAAAAUAAUCUUUGCCUGUAAAUCUUAACAACUGUUUUAAUAAACCAAAAACUCCAAACAUUACAUAAACCUCAAGCACAAAUCCUUUAAGAUAUAGAGUAUCAGAAAAUAAUUUUGAUGAUAAUCUCAUUAAUCAUCUAAGUGCUAGUCUGAAAGAUGCAUCUUAAGUAUAUAAAUCUGGAUCAAUUGAAUCUAUGAAAUAUAGAAAAGGAACAAAAAUUAUGGAUAAAUAAGUGAAGUUAAAAAAUUAAGAACCUGAUUAAUUAAGAUUUACAUGCAGAUACUUAAACAAUAAGAAAGUUAAAUCUCCUCCAUAUAAAGUAAUGCAAAGAUAUGAUAUAAUAAAUAAAAUAAAUCAAGAAUAAGAUCGGAAAAUAGCAAAAUCUAUUGAUGAUAAGCUCAUUAAAAGAAUUCCUCCUGUUCCUCAUCUUUAGACUUUGCCUUCAAGAUUUUAACAUAAAUCAUAUAAAAAUGUGGACAUUUCAUUAUCUCAUUCAAUUGAAGCUCAAAAAAUUAAGGCAUUUAUUUCUUAAAGAUGA
This is a messenger RNA of Paramecium sonneborni, 866 nucleotides long. The record is from the annotation of a GenBank genome assembly. NCBI's taxonomy places the organism in Eukaryota, Ciliophora, Oligohymenophorea, Peniculida, Parameciidae.